GUGCUUUGUUUUGGAUAUGUACGGUGAAAACAGAGAGUGAGGACACUGUGCAACCUGAUCGAUAUGGUGGUGGCCAUGGCGGAAAUGAAGGUUACAACGGACGAGGAGGAUAUAACAGAGGAGGAGGACACAACGGUGGUGGAGGAUACAACGGAGGUGGAGGAUACAACGGGGGAGGAGGAUACAACGGCGGUGGAGGAUACAAGGGAGGA
Brassica oleracea var. oleracea is the source of this 212-nucleotide messenger RNA. Its product is annotated as abscisic acid and environmental stress-inducible protein-like. The record is from RefSeq and is a predicted model, not a curated record. The annotation marks the transcript as partial. The transcript has a single exon. NCBI's taxonomy places the organism in Eukaryota, Viridiplantae, Streptophyta, Magnoliopsida, Brassicales, Brassicaceae.